Agrilus planipennis (emerald ash borer) is the source of this 2113-nucleotide messenger RNA. It is a transcript of the gene TfAP-2, whose product is annotated as transcription factor AP-2-epsilon. NCBI's taxonomy places the organism in Eukaryota, Metazoa, Arthropoda, Insecta, Coleoptera, Buprestidae. Gene Ontology annotation, molecular function: RNA polymerase II transcription regulatory region sequence-specific DNA binding; DNA-binding transcription factor activity, RNA polymerase II-specific. Gene Ontology annotation, biological process: regulation of transcription by RNA polymerase II; regulation of cell population proliferation; anatomical structure development. The transcript is spliced from 6 exons. Bases 565 to 1851 code for a protein of 428 amino acids. The record is from RefSeq and is a predicted model, not a curated record. Gene Ontology annotation, cellular component: nucleus.
UCUUACCGUACAUUAUUCCUAUCAUUUCAAGCAUUUUGGUAUUAAUUAAUAGAAAAUUGAUUAGGAACAAAUUGAUAUCAACAUGAUUUUUAACGUCGAAGGUGCUUGUUACGGACGCGUAGUUGUGGUGUCGAGAUGGAAAACGGCCGCAACGUUUUCCCGGAUUUCGCGGUGUCGCCGUCGCCGGUGCGUCGCGACGCGUCGUGGUAUUCGGGAGUAAGGAAAAAAAUCGGGACGCGUAUUAUACGUUGUCGUUGAACGACAUUCGAUGCAAAUCGCCUGGGGGUGGGCGUGUCCUGUGGCCUGUCCUCGGGUCGCGAUUGGCUGCGGAAAAGUUGCCGAAGGAGGAGUUUGUGCUGGGGUCCCCGGAGAACCCCACUUCGCCGGGUGCCCCGGGCCCGACCUCCGGGGCAACGCAGUGCCCCGCAGUGCUUUAUCGUGGAAGUGUUUCGUUUUAUCCAAGGCACCGCGUCCUCCCGGUUCCUCAGGCUGGACUCAACUUCUUCCUGCAGAAGGAGAACAGGAUAACGAGGAAAGAUCCACAGUGACGUGAUCCUGAUAAGGAUGUCAUUUCUGGCGACCAUGGAUGCGAACGCAUGGCAGGAACGGCUAACAGCCAGCGGCCACGGUUCGUUAGCCCUGAGCGGCGGCAGCCCUGCGGGCUACGGUGCCGGCGGUUCCGGGGGUCCGGGCCAUCGAGGCUCCAGCGGAUUGCACCACGGCUCCACCAUGCAGCACCAGUUGCCUCAGCCCGACUUCCAGCCGCCCUAUUUCCCCCCGCCUUUUCACCACCCGCCCAGUCCACCUCCCCAACAACACCUCGAGUAUUUGACCGACCCUUACGGCGGUCUGUCAGGACUGCACCAUUACAACCAGCUGGGUCUUCGUCCCAGAGAGGGUGAUCCGAACCAUUCUCAUGUGGCGCAGCUGGGACACGGUGCAAGUUUUCCAUACAGUGGAACUCCAAGUGGAGGUAGGGCCGAUUAUUCGUUAUCUGCCGCUCAUAGACCCCACGACGACCCCUUGUCGCUUCACCAAGCCCUUGGACAAGCCGUCGAAGAGGCUCAGGGUGGCAUAGAUGACAAUACCGGAUUCAUCUCUGACUUACCUCUUUUAAAAAGUAUAAAAGGUGGAAAAGAACAUGGCGGCUUAUUGGCGUCUCCUAGCGACGUUUUCUGCUCGGUUCCUGGUCGUCUCUCCCUCUUGUCGUCCACGUCAAAGUACAAAGUGACCGUCGGGGAAGUACAACGGCGCCUGUCAACCCCUGAGUGUUUAAACGCUUCUCUACUAGGUGGCGUUUUACGUCGUGCUAAAAGUAAAAAUGGCGGGCGAAUUUUACGCGAGAAGCUCGAGAAAAUAGGCCUUAAUCUUCCCGCGGGUCGACGAAAAGCCGCCAACGUAACCCUCUUAACAUCCUUAGUGGAAGGUGAAGCGAUCCAUUUAGCCAGGGAUUUCGGUUACAUUUGUGAGACGGAAUUCCCCGCCAAACAAGUGGCCGAGUAUCUCAAUUUACAACACGGUCAAACACCCCGAAGAAAGGAGUUACUCCAGGCCACCAAACAGAUCACAAAAGAACUCAUGGACCUGUUAAAUCAAGACAGAUCACCCUUGUGCAAUUCUAGGCCGCAAAUUAUACUCGACUCGCAUAUACAGACUCCUUUGACCACGUUUUCGCUCAUAAGUCACGGUUUCGGCAGUCCUGCCAUUGUUGCCGCACUUACGGCGGUCCAGAACGUGCUCAGUGAGUCGUUGAAAAACUUGGAAAAAGUCUUUCCGAAUCAAAACAGUCAAGGACAAUCGAUGCUAGUGACGUCGUCGUUAGAUAAAGGUAAACUCGACGAUAAAAAGUGACGAUCGAUCGAAUGUUCUUUGUGAUUCGAGCAUGUAUCGCGAUGAUAACGUGCGAAAGCUUGGGAGAGAGAGAAUGGAGAAGAGAGAAAGAGCGAGUGUGCAGCGUUGUGACAACGCAGUAAACGUGCGUGCGUAACAACGUUGAUUCUUAUUGUUUCUCGAAUAUGAAAUUGUUACAAGUAUUAUUGCGUUUGUUUUUUUAUUGUAAUUUAUGCUGAUUGAUAUGAAAUAUAUUUUUUUCAACAGUGCCAAUAAUGUAUGU